CAACGUUUGUGUGAGCAGCUCAGCAGCUGAAGGGACCGGAGUGGAGAGACUUCUGGCAUGGGUAUGAUUGGAGUGCCAACGGGGAGCAGCGAGAGGACGGGACGGUGGGAAUGCAGACAGGGUCAGAUGAUGUAGUUCACAUGAUACUGGGUGUGGCCACAGGGUCAGAGGGUGUAACCAGAGGGUCAGAGGGGAGUGUGCUUCAGGGUCUAACAGUGAGUGUUAGCGGAGAGAGUUCUCUGGAGAUGGAUCCCGGUCUCCUGGAGGGCUCAGUCCUGACUGAGCAGCAGAAGCUACGCCAUGUGUUGGACUGGGCUAAGAAUUUCCUCGGGACCAGUCAGGAUGGGCACAAUCUCAGCAGAACCUCCCCUUCCUCCCUGCAUUUGCACUCUACUUCAGCAGCGCAUCGACUCGAGGUCGGUGGAAGAGCUGCUGUCUCCCCCCUUGGAACCUUUCACAAUCUUGUCAGAAGCAGAAAUGUGAGAGAAAACAUGGUAGGCCAAUCAGAGCCUCUGACCAGGCUUCCAUACACAACCCCACUGCCCUGCCACACUCUCUCCCACACCCCAGGUGGCCGUGAGUUUUCUGGGCCUGAGUUUAAAGAGAAUCCUGGGCAUAAGGAGCUGGUCCUGUUCUCCGGGCCACAAGAGGAUAACAAUGACCAACCACGUUUCCUUGGUGUAGACAACCCUCAGGCAGACCAGACUCCCCACAAACCAAUAGCUCCUCAUCCUGAGGGGAGAGAUGGUGUUUCCAUCAGUGAGAGACUAAGAGACAGUUGCUCCUCAUUUGACAGUGACACUAUCCUAUGGUUGCCUGGAUAUGGUCCUUUAUCCAGAGCCCAUGACCUCAUAUCAAGGGAAGGGGGUUGUGGAGAGAGAGAGGACAGAGUUUUGGGAAUGCAGGAACAGAAAGAUGAGAAGGCGGUGGCGGAGGAGGAGGACCCAAAAACAGGCCUUGAGGGAACUAGUAGUAUCAUGCCUUAUGGAUCCUCUAGGGUCGCACUAGAGGGUGAACAUCUAGAUUGGGGAGCCAAUGGCUGGGUGUCAGAGGGCCUGAGUGUGUAUGAGGAGUAUCUGCUGUGUGUGUCCCGUUUGGACCACCUCAGAACAGAGCAGAACCAAGCACCUGCAGACGUCAUGACCCUACUUGCUGACGUCAUGACCCCACCUGCUGACCAAACGGCUGACCCCUCCGAGCAACCUCUGAGUGCUGAGCUGGUGGUUGCUAAGCAACAUGUCCAUCAGGACAUCCACAACGAGGGGAGGCGUGCACCAUUCAAGAGUUCAGAAGUGAAGAACAGUAGAGUGAUCCAGCCCAAGAGCAGCGGAGGUCAACCUGGUGUCAGGAGUCAGGCUCGUGUCAGAGGUCGCGGUCAUUCCUGGAGGUUCUGGGAAAGGUCAAGCCUCUCCUGGUCAUCCUUCACUCAUGGAGAAGUGCUGCCACGGUCCCAGCUCCCCAACAGACCCCACUCAGCAGGUGUAGUGUCUGAAAGUUCCUGUUCUGGACUCAGACCACCAACAACACUUCAGCUCCCUCUGGGCAGUGCUGUGAAUACCAAUGCAACUAAUAUUCCUGUGACCAGGGCUCUCAAACUGGCACCUGUAGGGGGCUGUGUACAGUGGCUGUCUCUCCCUGAUGAGGUAUGGGUAUCCAUACUGUCCCUCCUGCCACACAGAGAUCUGUCUACAGUGGCCCAGGUCUGCCUCCACUUGCUCCGACUGGCCAAUGACCACACACUAUGGAAGGUUGUUAGUGUGGAGAACAGCUCAUCUUUAACUGACCAAUGGCUGAGCAGUGUGGGUGUGCGUAAUCCUCGAAGCCUGACUAUCUACAGGUGCAGCGGACUGUCCAUCACCCCGAGCGGGCUAGAGGAGUUUUUCAAACUAAGUCAAGCUUCUCUGGAGGUGCUGAGUGUGACAAGCUGCAGUGGGCCUGGUCUCCAUGGUGACCUGGUGCUGACUCUGAGUGGUCAACACUGUGAUCACAUGACCUGUGUGGACGUCAGCUGGAGCGGAGCGACUGACACGGGCAUCAAAGCACUGACUGACACCUGCACUGGCCUGAAGACUGUUGUUCUCAAUGGUUGCCAAGUUACAGAUGAAGCCCUGAAUGCCCUCGUCAUAAGAUGCAGAGACAGUCUGCGCAGGUUGGAAGUGUUUGGCUGCCUGUCUAUCAGUCCCUCGUGUCUGAACACAGUGUCAGAGUUGUGUCCUGGGCUGGAGACUCUGAACAUCGGCCAGAUCCCUAAGGUCACUCACCCCUAUCUGACCCUGGUGACGUCACGACUCAAACGCCUUCACUCCCUUAACCUGACUGGACUGCACGCAGUGAGUGAUCAGACAGUUCAUCAGGUCCUUCUGCAGUGCCCUGAACUCCAGAGGCUGACCCUCAGCUCCUGCCCUGGAGUCACUGACAUGAGCCUGCACAAGAUCAGCACCCAUGCUCCCCACAUCAGGUUGUUGGAUCUAAGUGGCUGCGGUAAGGUGAGUGAUGCUGGUGUUAAGGCUGUAGCUGUGGCCUGUAGAUGCCUGCAGCACCUGGACCUGAGCUCCACCGCCACAGGGAACAGAGGGGUGAGCCUGUUGGCAAAGUACUGCAGCACUCAUCUCCACACUGUCAAACUGAGCUUCUGCCAGAUCAGCCCAGAGGCCAUCCACAACCUCAGCAGGCAGUGCAAACGGUUGAAGCUACUGCACCUCUACGGCUGUGCCUACAUCCCUACUGAGAAGGAGAUCAGAGACAUCAACCCCACUGUUACACUCUACCCGCUGACUUGAUACACACACUAGAGCGUUGGACCAGUAACCAAAAGGUUGCUGGGAUUGAAUCUCUGAGCUGACUAGGUAAAAAUAUGUAGUUCUGCCCCUGAGCAAGGCAGUUAACCCACUGUUCCCCUGGCGCUGAAGACGUGGAUGUCGAUUAUGGAAGCCCCUCACACUUCUGUUUCAGAGGGGUUGGGUUAAAUGCGGAAGACGCAUUUCAGUUGAAUGCAUUCAGUUGUUCGACUGACUAGGUUUUCUCAGACACACUUUUUGUUGAAAUUGAUAACACAUCUGACAAAGUCCUCCACAGUUACCACAGAGGCAUGACUCAAAUCAAAUUAAACGCUUUUUAAAUACAGCCUGUGUUGCAUAAAGAAGCAUGAAGAGUGUUCAGGGAAUUUUGAUAGGUCUCUCUCUCUCUCUCUCGCUCUAUCUCUCUCUAGGUUGAAGCUACUGCAUCUCUAUGGCUGUGCCUACAUCUCUACUGAGAAGGAGAUCAGAGACAACAACCCCACUGUUACACUCUACCCGCUGACUUGAUACACACACACAGACACACUUAUUGUUGAAAUUGGUAACACAUCUGACAAACUCCUCCACAGUUACCACGACUUUGUAAAUACAGCCUGUGUGAUAUAAAGAAUGAAGAGUGCCCACAGCACAAGUGUGUCAAGGGCCCUCCUUCCAUCCCCUCCUUCAUACAAUGAUGUGGUGUCAGGCAAGCUUUAUCCAAAUUACAAUUACAAAUUACAAUUACUAUCUAGUCAAGGUACAAAUAUUUUGUAGAUUUGUUAUUCAUUUUUUUACAUGCUGAUUGUUAGUGAAAGUUUCCCAUUAUCUAGAGGCAGCAGGUGGCCUAAUGGUUAGCUCUUUGGACCUGUAACCGAAAGGUUGCUAGGCCGACAAGGCAGUUUAACUCCCUGUUCGUUGUAAAUUAGAAUUUGUUCUUAACCGACAUGCCUGGUUAAAUA
This is a messenger RNA of Oncorhynchus mykiss (rainbow trout), 3736 nucleotides long. The record is from RefSeq and is a predicted model, not a curated record. NCBI's taxonomy places the organism in Eukaryota, Metazoa, Chordata, Actinopteri, Salmoniformes, Salmonidae.